AUGUCAGAUACGAAUAAUUCCAACGACACGGCUGGUGAGCCCCUCUCGACCAAGAACCGAGCCCUCCUAGCAGGCGCGGCAGCUAUGCAGGAUUUUGCGCCUGUGAGCAACAUCUGCGCGCACCUGAAUGCAUUUCACGUCUACGCAUCAGACACAAACCGGUUCGUUGAGGCGAACCACUACUGCGGCCACGUCAACGACGAGGUGCGUCAGUGUAUCCUGUACGACAAGCCGGGUCCCGGCGCGCGCAUCAUCGGCAUCGAGUACAUGAUCACCCCGCGCCUGUACGAGACGCUGGACCGCGCCGAGCGCCGCCUCUGGCACUCGCACGUCUUCGAGGUCAAGUCCGGCAUGCUCGUCAUGCCGCAGCCGGCGGGCUCGCUCGUGCCGGCCGCCGCUUGGGAUGCCCUCGAGAACAAGGAGAUGGAGCAGGUUGUCGAGCUCUACGGCAAGGUCUACCACCUUUGGCAGGUCGACCGCGGCGACGAGCUGCCGCUGGGAGAGCCGCAGCUCAUGACCAGCUUCACGGCGCCGGGUCAGUUUGACUUUGACAAACACGUCCGGGACAGGGAUCGGAGGUUCGGUGUCGACUAUGAGAAGAAGGCGGAGGCUAGGAAGGAUAUCCCCGAACCCCAGGUUCACCCCGAUGCUGACGCUGCGUGGCAAAGGCAAAGCUCCUGA
Molecule: messenger RNA, 681 nt
Organism: Pyricularia pennisetigena
Lineage: Eukaryota; Fungi; Ascomycota; Sordariomycetes; Magnaporthales; Pyriculariaceae
Exons: 2
Coding region: 1-681 (226 amino acids)
Source: RefSeq, a predicted model, not a curated record